AUGGCGCCUAAAUUUUUCGACAAGUUGUUCAAACGAGAACACAAAAGAAGCGAUUACCGUUUCAGGCCCAGGGAGUUCUGGGCAAAUGCAAUCGGGAUCUCAGAUUCUACUUGCGAAAUUCAAGGGGACCCGUUCAACGGAUGGAAACUACCGAUCCCAGCACCAGAACAAAGCGCCCUGAAGUCCCGCGCGCGGCAACAUGACGGUCAGCAAACGAGCUGGUUCUUCCGACUUCCUAUGGAGGUGAGAAGAAUGAUCUAUAUCGAGCUGAUGGGUAAUCGACGCGUACACAUCGAGCAUUCAUGGAUGUACCAGUCUGCUUUUCAGCCAAAGUCGAAACGAGGAGGUAAGCGCUGGAUUUGGUGGCACGGUGUCUGCCAAAACAGCGAUUCUUUCGUCUGUGAUACCUACGGUGACCGGUGCUGGGGUCGCGAUGAUGAGAGCUAUGCGAGCUAUACCGAGGGAUUGACGAGAGCGCCCCCUGGGACAAAGAUCCAGGGCGUUGAGUGGCUAAGCUACGAAGAAGCAUUACCAGUCCUAUAUGGAACGAAUGUUUUUGUUCCCCGGGAAGGAAUCGACUCUCCGUUUAUUAUGUCGAGACUUAUACCACCUACUUGCGCGCAACUUAUUCGAUCGGUAGAUUUCACAUUUGUGUUUUGCUGGGACUUGGACUUAACACCAGGGGCUAAAGCCUGGACAACGGUCUACCCUGCUCUCUUCGACAUUCUCGAGCAAUACUUCAGCAAAGUUCACUCGUUACGCCUGACGAUUAAAUUGCCGGCAUGGGAAAAAAUGAAGCAGACUAUGAGCGACAGCAAACUUAAUAAGAUCGUGGCACCGUGGGAGACACUCGCCAGAAAUCGAGACUGGAAAAGACUAGAAUUCUGCGUUCCGCUUGAUUGGCGCUCUGUAUUUACAAAGAGAGCAGAGACUCAGAGCAUAUGGGAGCUCACAGUGACAGAUUGGUUCGAUUGGGACGUGCGUUCUGCCGGACGUGGAUGUGGAAUGUAA
This is a messenger RNA of Penicillium canariense, 1011 nucleotides long. RefSeq lists its product as uncharacterized. The transcript is spliced from 2 exons. The coding region runs from base 1 to 1011 and encodes 336 amino acids. The record is from RefSeq and is a predicted model, not a curated record. NCBI's taxonomy places the organism in Eukaryota, Fungi, Ascomycota, Eurotiomycetes, Eurotiales, Aspergillaceae.